Mesorhabditis spiculigera is the source of this 513-nucleotide messenger RNA. Lineage: Eukaryota; Metazoa; Nematoda; Chromadorea; Rhabditida; Rhabditidae. The record is from the annotation of a GenBank genome assembly.
AUGACGGUGGCCCUGCUCUUCCGGCGGCAGAUCUGGAACAUCUGGAAGAAUCUGGCUCCUCGACAACGGUGGUUGAUGUCACGGUCACGGGUCCUGGAGAAUUCAACGCGAGACAAUGCCCAACCUGAACAGCCACUCACCAAGAAGAGCAAAACAUUCCAGGAAUACCUCCCCGAGGGCGACCGAACGUACAGCUGCGUACACUGCCGUGCCCAGCUUGCCCACCAUAAUGAGCUCAUUUCAAAGUCAUUCCAAGGGAGCCAGGGCAAAGCGUACCUCUUCAACAAUGUUGUGAAUGUUGGUUGUGGGCCAGCUGAGGAGCGGAUGCUGCUCACCGGACUGCAUGCCGUCGCCGACAUCUACUGUGAAUGCUGCCGAACGACGUUAGGCUGGAAAUAUGAACACGCCUACGAAGCCACGCAAAAAUACAAAGAAGGCAAAUAUAUCAUUGAGCUGGCCCACAUGGUCAAGAACAACGGAUGGCGCGACCCGGAGAAGCGCCGCUCAAUCCAC